Molecule: messenger RNA, 2139 nt
Organism: Homarus americanus (American lobster)
Lineage: Eukaryota; Metazoa; Arthropoda; Malacostraca; Decapoda; Nephropidae
Product: collagen alpha-3(IV) chain-like
Exons: 3
Coding region: 1-2139 (712 amino acids)
Source: RefSeq, a predicted model, not a curated record
AUGGGCAAUCCCAGUAGCGGCUGCGCCCGCAGGGGCACUCCCAGGGGUGGUGGCUUCCCCAAGGACCCUUUCAGAGGCGGCAGCGCCCCUAGGGGCCCUAAAAGGGGCGGCAGGGCCCCUAGGGGGCCCUCCCAAGGAUGGCGCCCCCAGGGGCCCUUCCAGGGUCGGUGGCUCCCCCACGAGCGCUCUCUGGGGCGGUUGGCGCCCCCAGGGGCCAUCUCUGGAGAUGCGGCACACCCAGGGGCCCUGCUAGGGGCAGAGGCACACCAAAGGGCCCUCCCAGGGGCACCUGGGGCUAUUGAUUUCGAAUAUAAGUGGACUUCCAAAAACACUGGCACUCCCCGGGACACACUGGCACUCCCCGGGACACACUGGCACUCUCCGGGACAUACUGGUACUCCCCGGGACACACUGGCACUCCGGGACACACUGGCACUCCCCGGGACACACUGGCACACUCUCCGGGACACACUGGCACUCUCCGGGACACACUGGCCUGGGACAUACUCCCGGGACACACUGGCACUCUCCCUGGGACACACUGGCACUCCCGGGACACACUGGCACUCUCCGGGACACACUGGCACUCCCCGGGACACACUGGCACUCUCCGGGACACACUGGCACUCUGGGACAUACUGGUACUCCCGGGACACACUGGUACUCCCGGGACUCUCCGGGACACUGGCACCCCCUGACACACUGGCACUCCCCGGGACACUUCUCCCAGGACAUACUGGGUACGGGACACACACUGGCACUCCCUCUGGCACUCCGGGACACACUGGUACUCCCGGGACACUCUGGUACUCCCCAGGACACUCUGGCACUGGCACUGGCACUCUGGGGCACUCAGGACACACUGGCACUCCCAGGACACUCUGGCACUCCCACACUGGUACUCCCGGGACACUCUGGCACAUGCCAGGACACACUGGUCACUCCCGGGACACACUGGCCUCAGGACACACUGGCUCCCGGACAUACUCCGGGACACCACUGGUGACUCCCCGGGACACACUGGCACUCCGGGACACACUGGCCUCCCAGGACACUCCUGGGACUCCCCGGGACACUGGCACUCGGGACACACUGGUACUCCCCGGGACACACUGGCACUCCUGGGACACAUUGGCACUCCCGGGACACUCACUGGCACUCCCUGGGACACACUGGGACACACUGGACACACUGGUACACACUGGCACCCGGGACACACUGGCACUCCCUCUGGCAUACCCAGGCACCUGGCACUCCCUGGGACUCUGGCACUCCGGGACACCACUCCAGGGACUCUGGCAUACACACACUGGCACUCCUGGGACUCCCUCUGGCGCCACCCCGGGACACACUGGCACUCCCCGGGACACACUGGCACACUCUGGCACCUGGACACACUGGCACUCCCCACUCUGGCAUACCCGGGACACACUGGCCUCCCCACACUGGCACCCCUGGACACUCUGGCACCUGACACACUCUGGUACUCCUGGCACUUGGCACUGGGACACACCAGACCUCGGACACACUGGCAGCACCCCUGGGACACACUGGCACUCCCUGGACACUUGGCACUCCUGGGACCACUGGUACUCCUGGGACACACUGGCACUCCCGGGACACUCUGGCAUACCCUGGGACACACUGGCACUCCUGGGACUCUGGCACUCCGGGACACAUUGGCACUCCCCUGGGACUCUGGCACUCCCUGACUCUGGCAUACUCCUGGGACACACUGGCAUACCCAGGACACUGGCACUCCUGGGACUCACUGGCACUCCGGGGACAUUGGCACUCCCGGGACACUCCGGCAUACCCCGGGACACACUGGCUCCCUGGGACUCUGGCACUCCCCGGGACACUCUGGCAUACCCUGGGACACACUGGUACUCCCGGGCACCUGGGACACUGGUACUCCCCUGGGACACACUGGCACUCCCGGGGACACUCUGGCAUACCCCGGACACACUGGCACUCCUGGGACUCUGGCACUCAUUGGCACACAUUGGCAUACCCUCCCACCCUGGGACACUCUGGCAUACCCUGGGUAUACCCUGGGACACACUGGCACUCCCUGGGACUCUGGCACUCCACUCUGGGACACAUUGGCACUCCCUGGACACUCUUGGCAUACCCUGA